Molecule: messenger RNA, 2131 nt
Organism: Dioscorea cayenensis subsp. rotundata (Guinea yam)
Lineage: Eukaryota; Viridiplantae; Streptophyta; Magnoliopsida; Dioscoreales; Dioscoreaceae
Product: polyadenylate-binding protein-interacting protein 7-like
Source: RefSeq, a predicted model, not a curated record
GGUUCAUUGAAGAGAGAGAGAGAGAGAGAGAGAGGUCAAUAGGGAGAGAAGAGAAGAGCGAAAGCGAUCGAAGUGAGAGAGAGAGAGAGAGAGAGAUCGAAAUCGAGAGGACGGUAAGGGUUCAUCUUCAGCUACCUUGCAAACAAGAGCUAGGGUUUCGGUUCAACGAGGCGCGAAGGAACGAGCUCUCAAACGAGGAUUUAUAUUGGGAAUUGACCUUGAAUUGGAGGGCCGGUGGAAACGGAUUGGUUUUCUUGGGGUUUACUACGUGUUUAUUAUGGAUCGAUUUCUUUCUAGUAAUCUCCUCAUUGACCUUCGGAAAGGGUUGGGAUAAGUCCUUCAAAGAACUCGUUUUCCUAAAGACCUUGUAUAGAUAAAGGGUCUUUUGUUUUAAUUAAAGAGGAAUUUGUCCGUGAGAGGGUUUUCAAACAGCAAGGAUACCCAGUCAACUAUGGCAAAUAAACCUACUGCCUUAAAUCCCAAUGCGGCAGAAUUCAUUCCCUCAGCCUUCAGAUCUCCACUUGGAAGUGCCAAAAUUGUAGAUUCCACCAGAUUGGAUAUUGCAGGAACAUCAGGAAAAGCAGUUUUGGAUCGUUCUGAGUCAUCCAAUUCAAAUUACUCAGAUGAUGAAGCUCACCGGUUUUGGCGUCAUCAGCUUCCUGAUGAUAUUACGCCUGAUUUCAAGGCUAUGGGUGAGAAUGAAUUACAAGAUCCUGGAAAUCUCUCGCUUGACAGUUUAUCAAUCCAUGAGAGUGCUGAAACUUUAGGAUUCCCUGUAGUUGCAGCCAGUCAGAUGCUGGGCGCCACCCAGGGUAGGUCCCUUGGCAGUGAUGAUCUAAACUUGCUUGAGAAUUUGGCAUACUCAGGUUCUGCAUAUGCCGGUGAUCAUUCAUCAGGUGUUUUUAUGAAUUUCGCUGCCAGUGCAUGGGAUGAGCAAUUUGUAAAUGGGGAUCAGAAUCUUAUUGACCAGGAAACCUUCCUGUAUAGUGGAGACUCCAGUGCCAAUUUUUUGAAUGAUCUAGGUGACCAAGCGGCUUUACAGGAUGCUGCCAUCAAUCCUGUUGACUUUUUGGCAUCUCAAUUUCCUGGUUUUGCUGCAGAGAGCCUUGCAGAAGUGUACUAUGCAAAUGGUUGUGAUUUGAACUUAACAAUUGAGAUUCUCACCCAGCUUGAGCUUCAGGUAGAUACUGGUUUUGCUCAGAACUUGAACUUAAAGACACCAGCAUCUCCCAACCUCAGUCCAUUGGAUUUCCCAGCACUUCCUCUUUCUGAUACGCAAAAUGGACUUUCAAAGGUAAACCGGGAUGACAUAGGACAAGCUCCCAAUACCUACAGAUCUGCAACUAGUAUUUUUGGAGGUGCCACAGAUUUUGCUUCUGCUGUCCGAAAGCUUGCAUCCCAAGAUUCUGGCCAAUGGAAGUAUGAAAGAAAUGGCUCUGGAGAUGGCAGAAUAGGUUCAAGCAGAAUGUCACAACUUCUAGCCAGCUCACAAAAUGGCAAUGCCAAAUUGUCUUAUGGAGAUAAAAUGCAAAGUGUUCGUUCAUCUCGGGCAGCUCCAGUUUGGCUUGAAACUGGAGAAGCUGUGGCAAGUAUGUAUUCCGAGUCAAGGGAAGAAGCUCGGGAUUUUGCACGUCUUCGGAAUGCAUGCUUUGACCAGGCACGCCAAGCUUAUCUAAUCGGCAACAAGGCUCUAGCAAAAGAACUUAGCGAGAAGGGACAAUUAUACAAUAUCCAGAUGAAAGCAGCUCAUGGUAAAGCAAGAGAAGCUAUUUAUCGUCAAAGGAACCCCAUUUCUUCGGAUAUUCAAAGCUAUGGCCGGAGCCAGGAACGUCUAAUUGAUCUCCAUGGUCUCCAUGUCAGCGAAGCCAUUCAUGUACUAAAGCAUGAGCUCAGCACUCUGAGGAGUGCAGCGAGGGCCGUGGGACGGCAGGCGCAGGUCAUGAUCUGUGUUGGGACCGGGCACCACACGAAAGGCUCACGAACGCCGGCGAGGCUACCGGUCGCUGUGGAACAGUAUUUGUUAGAGGAGAACCUUCACUACACACAGCCCCAGCCAGGCCUGCUUCGGGUUGUGAUAUAUUGACAACGUUGUAAGGAAAGGAAUACGCCGAAAAAUGGAAAGUUGGAAAAA